GUCUUCUAAAAUUCUUCUGAAUUUAAGAAGGUUUUUAGAAUCUCCAUUAACAAAGACCACCAAGUCAUCUGCAAAGGCAAGAUGGCUUACCAAAGAGCAGAUAUCUUCUAUAUUGGUGAGGAUUUGACCAUUUUCAUCUUGGAUGGAUCUAAUGUGAAGAAUAGUGUUGAAGUCCCCGCCCACUACCCAAGGAUGAUCUACAGAGUUAAUCGUGAUAAGAUCCUCCCAAAGCUGCCUUCUAAGAGUUGUACUGUGACCACCAUAGACUGCAGUGAUGCUGAAUUUUGAUUUGAGGUUGGAGCUCCAGAAUUCACAGGAAAAUUUUUUAGGCAAAAGAUUUAGCAGCUGGGAAGGAAGGAAAGUGCUCCUGUACAUUGAAGAGGGAAUGUAGGCCCCACUUUUGAGACUGUUCACUCUCCUCAGGAACUGUAGAAUGGCCAUGGGAUCUGCACUUGAACUUUGAAGGUCCAAGUUUGCAGCAUCUAUAGCAGAAUCCUGGGACAUUCUCAAAAGAGCAUUGAAUGAUGAUGUCUCUAGGGCCAAUUCUAAGGUGAAUCUGUGGAGGAAGCUUCUUUAGUACGAACCAGAUGGGUUGUUUUAGAAUCCAUGGUACAAGGUUUCCCCAAGGUGCUAGCAAUAGUAAACAGAGCCUUAGGAGUAAUGAGAUGCGUAGGGAGAUUAUGGAAAGUGGCCCAGAUAGGAAUAAUAGGACAGUCUUUAU
Messenger RNA from Cuscuta campestris, 721 nucleotides. The record is from the annotation of a GenBank genome assembly. Lineage: Eukaryota; Viridiplantae; Streptophyta; Magnoliopsida; Solanales; Convolvulaceae.